Messenger RNA from Platichthys flesus (European flounder), 1620 nucleotides. RefSeq names its product leiomodin 2 (cardiac) a (gene lmod2a). Lineage: Eukaryota; Metazoa; Chordata; Actinopteri; Pleuronectiformes; Pleuronectidae. Gene Ontology annotation, molecular function: tropomyosin binding; actin binding. The transcript has 3 exons. The coding region runs from base 1 to 1503 and encodes 500 amino acids. The record is from RefSeq and is a predicted model, not a curated record. Gene Ontology annotation, cellular component: myofibril; striated muscle thin filament. Gene Ontology annotation, biological process: myofibril assembly; muscle contraction; pointed-end actin filament capping.
AUGAGUACCUUUGGGUACCACAGUGAGCUGAAGAAGUACGAGGAGGUAGAUGAAGAGGAGCUGCUCGCCACGCUGUCCUCUGCGGAGCUCCAGGAGCUGGAGAGAGAGCUGGCUGACCUUGACCCUGACGAUAAUGUGCCAAUCGGCCUGAGGCAGAAAGACCAGACUGCCAAAACCCCGAUGGGCAACUUUGACAGGGAGGCUCUGUUGAAAUACUGGGAAGACGAGAACAAGAAGCUGCUAGAGGAUGAGAAGGUGGAGUCCAUCCCUAGACAGGAGGGCUACCCAGAUGAGAGCAGGGGGAAGCGUGUGUCGGAGACCAGUAGUAACUGUGGCAAGACUCAGGACAAUGACAGGAAAACGAUUUUAAAUAAAAAAGGCAGUGAUGUUGGAACAAAUUAUACAAAGGCAGAUGAGGUGGAAAAGAAAGAUGAGUGUAAAAAGGAGGCUCCAAUCAAAAGUAAAUGUCCUCAAAAGAACAGUUUUUCUAAAGGCUCAAGGGGUGAACUGAGGACUGAAACCACAGACCUAAACCUGGACAUGCCUUCUGACAGACCGAGUGGGAACCCCACCAUUCUCGACAAAGCUUUGGAGCAGAUUCUGGGAGACAACCCUGCCAUGGAUGAAGUCAACCUCAACAACAUCGAAGAUAUCUCCCAGGAGACAUUGCUUCGCUUUGCUGAAGCACUGUGCACAAACACACAUGUGCAUGUAUUCAGUCUUGCCAACACUCAUGCUGAUGAUCGUGUCGCUUUCGCAAUCUCCAAGAUGCUCAGAGAGAACUGCUCCAUUAAAAACCUGAACAUCGAGUCCAACUUUGUGUCGGGUCAAGGCAUCCUGUCUCUGCUCGCAGCACUGCAGGACAACAGGACGCUGGUGGAGCUUCGCUUUCACAACCAGAGGCACAUCUGUGGGGGUAAGGUGGAGAUGGAUAUGGUCCAGUUGCUGCGGGAGAACACAACCCUGCUGAAGCUGGGCUACCAGUUUGACCUACCAGGCCCUAGGAUGACGGCAACCAGUAUCCUGACACGCAACCAGGACCAACAGCGACAGAGGAGGCUUCAACAGAAGAAGGAACAAAGUCCUCCCGAGGUGUCUGGACAGGUUUCUGGUUCAUCUACUGAUAACAAACCACUAAAAAUGCAGUCAGAAUCCUCGAAGACUGUUGAAACUCAGAAAAGAAAACCUCCUCCUUCAUCCCUUGACCCAUCAACAAGGAAGAUUGCCGAAAUGUUCAAACAGCAUGAAGGUUCCAACAGCACAAAGGGUCAGUCAAACCAGAGGAAGCCCAAGUCAAAGAAGCUCAAGAAUGGUGCCAAUGAAAAGGAGAGUGCUGAUAUUCUCAAAGACCUGAAAAACGCUUUGAAGCCAUCACUGCACAAGACACGAGUUGAACCAUCACAACUGAUGCCGCCACAGAGGUCAAGCCGUGACAACCUGAUGGCGGCGAUUCGUGGAAGUAGCAUCAGGUCCUUAAAAAGGGUGGAUCUGUCACAGACCUGAACUCACAGACUCAUCACAACUCUUCUCACUUUAUGCUGAAAUAUUGAAUUUUUUAUUUCACAUGAAAUGUCACUUUUUAACAAUAUCUUAUUGAACUUGUCACACAACACUUAUUUG